Molecule: messenger RNA, 1502 nt
Organism: Mytilus californianus (California mussel)
Lineage: Eukaryota; Metazoa; Mollusca; Bivalvia; Mytilida; Mytilidae
Exons: 5
Coding region: 46-1302 (418 amino acids)
Source: RefSeq, a predicted model, not a curated record
UCUCUCCCCUUAUUCGUCACAACUCGGCCGAUUCCGUACCUCCAGAUGGAUCUACCAUGUGUACAGGAAAGAGCAUCUCCGUCAAUUUCGGAGGCAAACAGUCUCGAUGACAUAUCUUUUCGGACUGAUGAGCACGAAGAUGAAAAUAUUUCUUCGCCAUCUAGUUCAUUCUCCAGGCAAAAUAAGAGACGCAGGUUAAGUCCCAGGUUACAAUAUCAAAAUUACGUUUCAAAGUAUCAUAUUCCACAAUUCGUGUCUUCUUGGAAGUUAUACCACGCUGAAAGAUUACACAUUUUUUAUUCCAAGUGUUACACCGAAACUCCAAAGGAUUUACUUAAUUUAUUGGACAAGACAAUUGAACCCUUUUCACAUCAACAAAAGUAUUAUAUUGAAAGAAUAAAAUCAUUUCUAAAAUUUGAAUCUUGUGAGCCUGGAGUAUCCCGGAGCCGAUCGAGUGUUUUUUUAAGGGACAUAUACAUUAGAUUGGAACCUGUAUUUGGUGAAAUUAUCAAGGAGCUUCGUUCUAUCUUUGAAGGAGGAUACAAGGCAAAAAAUUCAAAUCCUGGUUAUUAUCACAUAGAUGUCUUGGCAAGUUAUAGGGUAUUUGAAUUUAUUGAAGAACUUUCAAUCCUGCUAAAAUUGUUUCAAGACAAAUACAAUCAAUUGCAAGAGGUUGCUGAAACCUAUUACAUUCCUGUCUGUCAAAGUUUUGCCCAGAUGUGUCAUUUAAAAGUGCAAUAUGGCAGACCCACGAGAUGGACAAAUUUAGCAGAUCAAAAAGUUGUGUCAUCAGUACCAGACCUCUGUUUCUUCCAAAAAGGAAAGCAGUUGGAUGGACUUGUACUCUCAAAAUCUCAAAUUUUAGUGUCAGUUGUAGAGGUGAAAAAGGAUUCAAGGCAAAAGUGCGAGGAACCACCCAUUAAAAUCGGAAAAUGCUCAGAUGAAAAAGAUGAAGGUUCCUGCAGACCAGAAAUAUUGAAGGAUUUAACUGAGUCUGUGCUAGGACAGCAUGCAGGAGAACUUUUGUUAGAAAUUCGAAGAAAAGAUCAUGUAACAAAAGUAGAAAAUGGAGUUAAAAAGUUUAUGAAACCGGGAAUGGUUGUUGAUGGGACUAAGGUUUAUUUCACAAUUCUUAAAAUGUCUGAUAACCAUAUAGAAGAACUUGAAAUAAAGAACAAAUAUGAUGACAGUAUGGAUGAGGCAACUAUUUAUUAUGCGAAACCAUUGGACCUUAUUUUUAAAGAAGAUCGGGACAUUUUGAUAGACAGCUUUAUGAUGUUAAAUAACAUUGAUUUCAGUUAAUGCCAUAAUCCGCAAAUUUACAAGCUUCUUCCACCAGUAAAACUGGUCGCCACGAUAUAACUGAAUCAAAGCCUUAAAGGCUGUAAAAGCAAUUGCUGCCAUGUUAAUGUUUUGGGGACUUUUUUUUUCAUCCACAUAUAUAUAAGAAUUAAACCUGACAGGAGUGUUGUCUAGUGAGAAGUAAGAAGGUUUUAACUUUA